GAGCGCAGAAGAAGAAGAGGAGGAAGAGAGGUCGAGCUCGCAGGCCGCCGGCGGCGCAGGCCGCACCGAGGCCGCAGUGAUGACGUCGGGCUAGCCACCGAAAUUAAUCGUCAAACCAUGAUCCGUCCCCUUACCACGCCGCGCCAGCCUCAAGAUUGACGGCUCCAUCUUGUCUGCAGCACGGCUCAGCGGCUGAGCUGGUCACGGGAACGCACCCAUGGCGGAUGGUCAACGAAGGUUUGCGACUCAGAGGGCUGCCUACGAGGCCAACCUCGUGCCGUACCCGAGGCCCCCUGGUCAGCCGCCCCCGAUUCCGAUGCACAACUCCGAGUCUGCGCUCUCGCUGACCGUCAGCCGGCCUCUGCCGCCGCACUUGCAGCAGCGCCGCGGCACCGUCUGUACCAGCGAGGUGGUGCGCGUCGAGUCGAACACCAUGAUGCCUGGCCAUGGGCAUCCGCCCAUGGCGGGGCACCCCAUGACGGGGCCCCCCAUGACGGGGCCGCCCAUGACGGGGCCGCCCAUGACGGGGCCGCCCAUGACGGGGCCGCCCAUGACGGGGCCGCCCAUGACGGGGCCGCCCAUGACGGGGCCGCCCAUGACUGGGCCGCCCAUGACGGGACCCCACAUGCGACGCUCCUACAUGGUCACCUCGUUCGCCGAACCACCCAGCACUAUCGCCGCUCCGGGAAAUUUCGGACCUUGUCCCCAAUACGGUCGUCCGUACAGUCCUCCUCCCUCGCCACCUCCGGGAGCGCGGCGCUCGGCGAACGGCCAGCGGUCGCCGGUUCGCAGAGCCCGGCGCGCCUACGACGAGGAUGACUACGAUGGCGGGCGCAGGAACGGCGGGUGCGACGACGACGACGACGACGACUUGGAGUACGCCGAGCACAGCCGAAGGCAACUCUCCCUUGCGCGGAGAUCCCGCUCGCAGAAGGAUGCGGUAGGGCCAGCCAAGUCGACGAUGAGCCGGUCGGGCAGCCGUCUACGGAUACUGCGAAUCGAGCGCGAAAUCAGCGACACCGGCUCAACGCGGCGGGGCGCCUCCUCUACGGCGACCAGCCGGCAAGACGACGCGGAGGCGGCCGGCAGCUGUGUGUGUAUCUGCGGCACGUCGCGCACUCCGCCGCGCACUCCGUCGCGGGGUCGCUUGUCGGGCAUCUACAUCAAGCCGAGGCGUGAGCCGGAGGCCGAGGAGCUGUAUGUCAUCAAGAGGAUCAGAGACAAGAAGAGGAGGAGGAAGAAGAAGCCGCCGCCACCCGCUGCCCCACCGCAGCAACGGGGCCUCGUGGGCUACAUCUGCAACCUGGUGGGCCUCGCGAACGAAGAAGCGCCGCCCCCGCCUCCGCAGGUCGCCGCCACGGAGUCGGACGACGAGGAGGAGUACGAGCUGAGGAGGCUCGACCGCGCCGAGUUGGAGAGGCUGUGUCGCCAGAUGGGCGUCACGAAGGGCGCCGACGAGCCGGAGAAGAAAUGACCGGCCGCACUCGGGUGACCACAGGCGGGACACAUUCAUGGAAAGUAUACUUCCCGCGCAUUUUCGGCGUGGCAUUGCGCCGCCAUUUUGCUCCCUGAAGCAACCACACUGCUGUGGCCGGAACGCGUGCCACGGGGCGUUCGCCAAGCAGAACACGGCAUCGCGCGGCGUAAAACGGCGGAAUGAUGCCGCCGGCAGCAGCGUUUGCCGAACGCUCGUCGGAAAUACGUGCGUGCCGCUUUAGGGUUUCACCCAAUGCAUCUACAAAUGAAACACAGCUUGUGCCUAUAAACAUGUACGGGGAAAGAAACAGGUGGAAGGAACGAGUGAGCGCUUGUACAAGUGUAAAGAAGACCACCGGAAAUUGCAUGUGAUGCAGCCACGCGAGUGCACAGCGCUUUUUUCUAGCGGGAGGGCAAACUAGAGUUAUUGUAUAUGGUUCCCGAGAUGACUGCCCAAAGGAAGCCAUAUGCAGUAACUCUCGGGCAGACUAAUUCUUGCAGCGCUCCCACCCCCUCCCCGUUUGGUUUCUUCCGGGCGUGCUAUUGUCCACCCCAUCACAUUUCGUGGAAAUUCCACGAGAAAUGAGAAGCCGUACUAUAAGAGAAUAUUUUUUUAUUUAUUCAAUAACCGCUAA
Molecule: messenger RNA, 2111 nt
Organism: Dermacentor andersoni
Lineage: Eukaryota; Metazoa; Arthropoda; Arachnida; Ixodida; Ixodidae
Source: RefSeq, a predicted model, not a curated record